UUAGGUGGUCUGGACUCGGAAAGGUCAAGGGUCAGUACGGAGUCUCCGCCGGUGAUGGUGAAGCAAACGAUCCAGAUUUUCGCUAGGGUGAAGCCCUCGGUGCGGAAGCAGCAGCAAGGGAUUUAUUCUGUAGAUGAAGAUGAGAAACUAGCAUCUAGCUUGGAAAUUGUCUUACCCCGGGACCUGGCAGACGGCUUUGUAAACAAUAAACGAGAAAGCUACAAGUUUAAGUUUCAAAGGAUUUUUGACCAAGAGGCUAAGCAAGAGAUCAUUUUCGAGAUCAUUGCCAAACCAGUCGCUGAGAGUACCUUGGCAGGUUACAAUGGCACCAUCUUCGCAUAUGGGCAGACGGGCAGUGGCAAGACAUUCACCAUCACAGGCGGGGCUGAGCGCUACAGUGACAGAGGCAUCAUCCCGAGGACCCUGUCGUAUAUAUUUGAGCAGUUGCAAAAGGACAGCAGCAAGAUCUACACCACACACAUUUCUUACUUGGAAAUCUACAAUGAAUGUGGCUAUGACCUGCUGGAUCCAAGACACGAAGCGUCCAAACUGGAAGAUCUGCCGAAAGUGACAAUAUUGGAGGACCCUGAUCAGAACAUUCACCUGAAAAACCUGUCUCUUCAUCAGGCAACAACUGAGGAGGAAGCUUUGAACCUGCUCUUCUUGGGGGACACCAACAGGAUGAUCGCCGAGACUCCUAUGAAUCAAGCUUCAACCAGAUCACACUGUAUUUUCACUGUGCACUUGAGCAGCAAGGAGCCAGGAUCUGCCACUGUCCGACAUGCUAAGCUCCAUCUGGUCGACCUGGCAGGGUCAGAGCGUGUCUCAAAGACUGGAGUUGGAGGCCUGCUUCUGACAGAAGCCAAAUACAUCAACUUGUCCCUACACUACCUCGAGCAGGUCAUCAUUGCCCUUUCGGAAAAACACCGUACACACAUCCCUUACAGGAACUCCAUGAUGACCAGCGUGCUCAGAGACAGCCUGGGAGGGAACUGCAUGACCACUAUGAUUGCAACUCUGUCUUUAGAGAAGAGGAACAUCGAUGAGUCCAUCUCCACCUGCAGGUUUGCUCAGCGCGUGGCCCUAAUCAAAAAUGAAGCCAUCCUCAAUGAAGAGAUUGAUCCCAGACUGAUGAUCGUCCGCCUACAGAAGGAGAUUGCAGACCUGAAGGCAGAGCUGGCCAUGGUCACAGGCGAGCAGAGGACAGAGGCCCUCACAGAAGAGGAGCUCCUUCAGUUGGAAAAACUAAUAGCAUCCUUUGUGGAGGACCAAGAUCCAGAGAGUAGACUGGAAGUUGGCGCUGAUAUGCGUAAAAUCCAUCACUGUUUUCAUCAUUUUAAGAAGCUGCUGAAUGACAAGAAGACCCUGGAGAACACUGUCUCCUCUGAAAGCACAACACAGCAAGCAUGCCAAGAGCCAUUGAAGGAUGAAGAAUACACAAAGCUCAGAAGUCUUCUCAAGCAGAGGGACAAUGAGAUCAAUAUCCUGGUCAAUAUGUUAAAAAAGGAAAAGAAGAAAACUCAAGAUGCCCUUCAGUAUUCAAGCACAGAGAAAAGCGAAGCUAGGCCACCUCCGAACUCGCCCUUCAUUGCUGGGAGCCCGGCAGGUCAGAGGACAUCAUUCUCCUCUUCCCUGAGCCAGACCCAGGACCUCAGCGUCUACAGGCACAGAUCCAGCUUGCUCCACAAGAAAACAGGGAUGAGAGAGGAGAUGUCACUGGGACGCCAGGAGGCGUUUGAGAUUUUCAAGAGGGACCACGCUGACAGUGUCACCAUCGAGGACAACAAACAGGUUCUGAAGCAGAGAUUUUCUGAAGCAAAAGCUCUGGGAGAAAGUAUAAAUGAAGCAAGAAGUAAAAUCGGUCAGCUGAAAGAAGCCAUCAGCCAGCGGCACCUACAGCAAGUAGCUCUUGGAAUCGCAGAGAGCAUGGCCCCACCCUCCACGCCUGACCCCCAGGAACAGAAAUUGCGAGCGCAGCUGGAGGAGGAAAAGAGCAGGUACAAAACCACCUUCAUGCGCCUGAAAGCCCUCAAGGUGGAGAUUGAGCACCUGCAGCUGCUCAUGGACAAAGCCAAGCUCAAGCUGCAGAAGGAGUUCGAAGCCUGGUGGGCAGAGGAGGCCAGCAGCCUGCAGGUAAACUCCCCCGCCACGAACCUCCAGGAUGCUGCGAAGCCGUUUCCCCAGCAGGACCAGACACAACUUCUUUCCAAGAAAAGUUCUCAAGGCUUGGAAGUUGAGAAUGGAGCUGGCAAGCCGGAUGUCUGUGAUAGGAAUGCCAGAAGAAUCCUCCCCUCUCCUUGCCCCAGUCUGCACAGCCAAGAGCCCAGUGACUCCAGUAUCCAGCUGCAAGAUAGGCCAUCAUCCAUCCCGCUCACUGGAGACAGACAGACAGACUCCGACAUCCUGGCAUUCAUCAAGGCCAGACAGAGCAUUCUACAGAAGAAAUGCCUGGGAAGCAACUGACUCUGAUGGGAGUCCAAGCUCGUCCUGCAGACGGAACGGCUAACGAGACGACGCAGAGCCUGGCCCUCACUAGUGACCUCAGAUACGAUGGAAAGACACCCUAGGGAGCAGCUGGCCAAUUUGAGGCCAGAGGAGGAGAACGACUUUUAGAGGACAGUGUCUGGGAGAGCACCAGCGAGGACAUAUAGGGCUGACAGAAGGUCCUGACAGAGCUGCUGACAGGGUGGGCUGUACCGAGAGCUGGAGGCAAGCCAGGGCUGCUGCUCACCGACAUGUUUAGGCUGGGGACAUUCCAGGUAGUGCGGCUCAGGAGGAUGAUCUACUUGCCAACCAUCGCCCAAGUCCGCCCCUGUUCUCAAGCCCAGGAAUGGCUGUGGCAAGCUAGGCAGGCCUUCGCAGCCCUAGAUCAGAAUGUAGGGCACCUUCAGUGCCACCGUGCCAGCCCAAACCAUCACCCACUUGCCCUGUCUCCAGGGAGCUGUACCCUGCAGUCCGAGGACCUCACAGUACCACAGAACACGGGCAGCUACUCAGAGCUCAGCAGCUACCAGUUCCUUGAGCCAUCACCCCACCAAGUUGCAUGGAGCUCUACAAAAUUAAAGCCUAAACUCCCUGUCCCACAGGGGGACAUAGCUGCCUAAUGGUCUUGCCUCGGUGACCCUCCCAGAAUCCCGUGGCCAGCAUCCCACGGCCAGCGUCCCACACCCUGAGCCUGUGACUUGGACUAAGUAGACACAAGAGGGGAACACAGUCAGCAGAUACCUGUACUGGGGUCCCAACGCAACUCCAGUUGGGUGGCAAUGGAGAGGCAGAGACAGGUGCCCAGAAAUGAUUACAGCUGAAUAAAAAUACCUGACAAAUGCU
Molecule: messenger RNA, 3327 nt
Organism: Rattus rattus (black rat)
Lineage: Eukaryota; Metazoa; Chordata; Mammalia; Rodentia; Muridae
Gene: Kif6
Product: kinesin family member 6
Exons: 23
Coding region: 55-2463 (802 amino acids)
Biological process (GO): microtubule-based movement
Molecular function (GO): microtubule binding; microtubule motor activity; ATP binding
Source: RefSeq, a predicted model, not a curated record